Rosa chinensis is the source of this 1031-nucleotide messenger RNA. Its product is annotated as transcription factor bHLH18. The transcript has a single exon. The coding region runs from base 99 to 866 and encodes 255 amino acids. Gene Ontology annotation, molecular function: DNA-binding transcription factor activity; protein dimerization activity. NCBI's taxonomy places the organism in Eukaryota, Viridiplantae, Streptophyta, Magnoliopsida, Rosales, Rosaceae. Gene Ontology annotation, biological process: regulation of DNA-templated transcription. The record is from RefSeq and is a predicted model, not a curated record.
UAAAUUAAAGAGUCCCUCCUGGGCCUUCUGGUUAGGACUAUGACCCUAGCCAUCUAGGGUAGACACCCGAAUCCUGCGCUAAAGAUUGGCUGACUCAUAUGACGACAUCUCAUUCACUCAUUCAAAAUCAUCCAAAUAAAAAUACAAAAUUAAUACAAAAUCUAUAUCCGUUUGCAUUCUUCAUCUCCCUCUAUAUAUAUCAUAGGACUGUCCCCAUAACAGUUAACCCCUAUCAAGUUGAGCCAAAUAAGCUAGGUUUGUUUGCAAAGAUGGAGUACUAUUUCCCAGCUAGCUCAGAUGGUUCCAAUUUCUCUUCUUCCUCAGUGAUCACCAACACCAACACCAACAACAUCAACAUCAAUGGCGGGCGCAACAAAGACAAAAUGAAGAAGGGUACUAGUGGUAAUGAUCAGAAGAGCAAGAACAAAGUGAAGCUGUCGACAGACCCACAAAGCGUGGCGGCGAGGGAGAGGAGGCACCGCAUCAGCGAAAGGUUCAAGAUCCUGCAGAGCCUGGUCCCCGGUGGAACCAAGCUGGACACUGUGUCCAUGCUGGAGGAAGCCAUUCAGUACGUGAAGUUCUUGAAGAGUCAGAUAUGGCUUCACCAGACCAUGAUCAACUUUGCGGGAGAUGAUGAUAAUCAGUACUACGAUCACGACCCUACAUCUGGAAAUGUGUUCCAGCUUCCGGUUCAUCACGGCCAACCAGUUGAUCCUCCUCAUCAGCAGGCUUUGUGCUAUGGACAGAAUAGUUUCGUGGGUACUAGUUCGGUGCAGCCAUCGGUUCCAGUAAUGCCGGAAUAUUCUUGCUUCCAAGGUCAAGAAGCUACGCCUAACAUUGAAGCCUAUAUGAAGUAUUAUAGCUAGCUCAUCUCAAUUUAGCCAAGUCUCUGUCCCUUUCUCUGUGCUUGUUGUGAUAUGAAUAGCAUAUUUAUGUAUUAGCAUUAGUACGUCCUGGGUUAGCUAGGUAGCUUUGAUUUGAUGGUGGAGGUAGUAGUGGUGUAUUUCAUAACAAGAUUAAUGUUAAUGAAU